CUCACUUUCCCUUCCCAAUACCAACCUCCCUCUCAAAAAACAAACAACCUUAGUCUCUACGAGCAGCGGUCCAUUGUUCCGACAACCACCCAAUGGCCGCUGUUCGCUUCCACAACCACCUCCUUCUCCUCUUCUUCCACCUCUUCUUCACUCUCUCUUCUUCAACCGAAACCCAAUCCCUCCUCCGUCUCAAGCAGUCCCUUGUCAACGGCGAUCGCUCUCUCUCCUCAUGGAUCCCCAACGUAUCGCCUUGCUCUGGCACUUGGCUAGGCGUUGUUUGCUUCAACGGAGUCAUCACGGGCCUGCAUCUCUCCGACUUGGACCUCUCGGGACCAAUCGACGUCGACGCCCUGGCGGAGAUUCGCGGCCUCAGAACUCUCAGCUUCAUCAACAACUCCUUCUCGGGACCAAUCCCGGCGUUCAACAAACUGGGCUCAAUCAAGUCCCUCCUUUUAACCCAAAACGAUUUCUCCGGACCAAUCCCAAACGACUUUUUCGCCCCGUUGAACUCCCUCAAGAAACUCUGGCUCUCCGGCAACCGCUUCAACGGCACCAUCCCCCAAUCCCUAACCCAGCUCGACCUCCUCAAAGAACUCCACCUCGAGUACAACUCCUUCUCGGGCUUGAUCCCUAACUUCAGCCAACGGCUAAAAUCGCUGGACCUCUCCUUCAACAAACUCGAAGGGCCCAUUCCCGAGAGUCUGGCGACGUUCACCGUGGACUCGUUCGUAGGAAACGAAGGUCUGUGCGGUAGGCCGUUGGUGAAGACGUGCGAGGUUUCCGACACGUCGUACUCGAUGGCGAGCAGCGUGGGAGAGGAGGAGUACGGGAGCGGGUGGGGGAGGAAGGUGAUCGUGGUGCUGGUGGUGGCGUCGGUGGCGGCGUUGUUAUUUCUGCUUUUGACGCGGAAGCGGCGGGUGGAGUUCACGGCGGUGAGCAGGAACAGCAACGCGGAGGAGGCUGUGGAGGUGCAGGUGGCGAGCGUGAGGGGGAGCGUGGGCGAGAGGAGGGAGAACAAGAGGGGGGACAUAGUGAUGGUGAACGAGAUGAGGGGGGUGUUUGGGCUGCAGGACAUGAUGAAGGCGGCAGCGGAGGUGCUGGGGAACGGUGGGCUGGGAUCGGCGUACAAGGCGGCGAUGACGAACGGACUGUGCGUGGUGGUGAAGAGGAUGAGGGAGGUGAAUAAGAUAGGGAAGGAGGUGUUCGACGCCGAGAUGAGGCAGUUCGGCAGGAUACGACACCGUAACAUCAUCACUCCCCUGGCUUACCACUACAGGAGGGAGGAGAAGCUCCUGAUCACCGAGUACAUGCCGAAAGGAAGCUUGUUCUAUGUAUUGCAUGGUGAUAGAGGUCUAUCACAUUCUGAAUUGACAUGGCCAAUUCGUUUGAGGAUUGUGAAGGGAAUAGCAAGAGGGUUGGGAUUUCUGUACACUGAAUUUUCCACAUACGAUUUGCCUCAUGGGAACCUUAAAUCUUGCAAUGUUCUACUAAGUGAUGAGUAUGAGCCUCUUUUGAGUGACUAUGCAUUUCACCCACUGGUGAACCCGAAUGUUGCAGUGCAGGCAUUGUUUGCCUUCAAAACCCCAGACUAUGUGCAAAACCAAAAAGUUUCACAGAAGACAGAUGUUUACUGCCUCGGAAUCAUCAUUCUUGAAGUUAUCACUGGGAAGUUCCCUGCCCAGUAUCACAGCAAUGGGAAGGGUGGUACUGAUGUUGUGCAAUGGGCUCAUUCUGCUGUUUCCGAAGGAAUGGAAGUAGAGUUGAUCGAUCCAGAGUUGUCAUCAAACGACACAAAUUCACGCAAUCAGAUGCUAAAACUUCUCCGUAUUGGUGUUGCUUGCACUGAAAAUAACUCUGAUGAAAGACCAAAGAUGAAGGAAGCUAUUAGAAGGAUAGAGGAGGUACAGGUUUAAAGAUAUGCAUGCCAAUAACCUAGCUUAGUUCAACUUUCUUUUUUAGAUGAC
Messenger RNA from Vigna angularis (adzuki bean), 1964 nucleotides. Its product is annotated as pollen receptor-like kinase 3. The transcript has a single exon. The record is from RefSeq and is a predicted model, not a curated record. NCBI's taxonomy places the organism in Eukaryota, Viridiplantae, Streptophyta, Magnoliopsida, Fabales, Fabaceae. Gene Ontology annotation, biological process: protein phosphorylation. Bases 93 to 1913 code for a protein of 606 amino acids. Gene Ontology annotation, molecular function: ATP binding; protein kinase activity; protein binding.